GGCCCGGGCUCCCGGGGAGGGAGGACCCCCGGGCGGGCAGGGAGGCAGGAGCUGCGGGGCUGUCUGGUGUCUCUGGGGAGGAGCAGAGGAAGCAGCCCUGUGAUAUGGAGCACACGCGGUGCGUCUGGUUUCCAGCCCCGGGGGCAGCGGAAUGAACACAGGAGCUUCUGGCGGAGGCCAGGCUGGGAGCCCUGACCCUGGCUGCCUGGCUGCAGGACGGAACCCCCAGCAGGGGGGUCAAGACCCUGCAGGUGUCGGCAGCCCUGGGACCCAGAGUUCUGGAAACGCUGUUUCCCUGAAGGGGAUGCAAGGAGCUUCUGUGUCCUUUCAUGUGAUCAGAAAUCCAGACUUGCCUCCAGUAGAUGAGCUGGAGAAGAUAUCAUGGGGCAUUGUAUUCAGAUCGAACUACAUAGUCAUGCUGCAGGUCUUUCCUGGGGCAGAUGUUCCAGAAUGGGUCAACUGGCAGGACAAGUUCCAGAAGAGGGUCCAUGUGUUCAACAUAACCACCCUGAAGAUUGACAACCUGACCCUGGAGGACACUGGGCUGUACCGGGCUCGAGACUCCUACACGAGAGGAAGACAAUACGACCAGGAUUUCCACCUGACUGUGUAUGAGCCUCUGCCCCUUCCCCAGAUCAGGACCACGAAUCUGUCCAUCACCCCAGGCUGGUGCAACGUCACUGUGCAGUGUGACGCCCCGGGAACCAGGGAGGACCUGACCAUGUCCUGGGAGAGCAGGGGUCUCCCCAGGGAGCUGGAACAACGAGAGGCCACAGGACCAGCCCCCAACCCCUGGACCCUGGCUCUGAGCCUGCCCCUGAGCCAGCCCAAUGCCAGCCUCACCUGUGUGCUCAGGAACCAGGUGGACCAGACAACUGCCACCUUGGACCUUGGGGACAUCUGUGGCCACACAGAUCCACAGGGACAGAGUGAUGCUGACCAUCUACCCGGCAUCCUGGUGACUGUUGUGGUCCUGCUGCUGAUCCUGGGAGCUGGACUGUUUCUCUGGAGGAGAGGGGUGAAGAAGAGCCUGGAGCCUGGGAGAGGUGCAGGGUCCCAGGAGGAGCAUAGGGACCCAAUGAUGGCAUCCACUCUGCAGAGCUGAGCCAGCAGGGGUCUGGACUCAGCAGGGACCAGGUCGGCUCAGCCUCAGCCCGGACACCCCUGGAUGGACUCUGCUCUCCUCCUCAUCUAUAGGACAGCAAACUACCUUCGGACCCUCGCCCCCUGGACGCACCACUGUGACUCACAGCCUCCCACCGGGACAGUCUGAAGAGCAGCCCGCGGUCAGGCUGGGCCGAGAGCUAUUCAGGGACGCGAUGCCUCCGUGGCGGUCAGCGCCGGCUGCGUGCUGCUCUGUGGCCCGCACUGCUCUGACCUCGUGCAGGCUGGGACCUCCCGGGCCUCGUGCACACGCCGUGACGUGGGGGUCUUGUGCGCAGGGUCGGGUCAGUAGAAGGAGGCCUUGGGGGCUGACUCUGGAGGCCGCGCAGCUGGGAGCGCUGGGCCGGGACCCCGCCCGGGGAUCGGGACUCCAGGGCGCGGCUCCCCAGCCCUCGGCUGUCUGUCGCGAGUCCUGGCAAAGCUCCAUUCUGUCCUGUCCUGCUGCAAAUGGCAGAGCCUCCUACUGUUCAGGAAGAAAUGGAAGUUUCUGGGUCCUACCAGUUAGCUUUUAACAGGCUGUGUUGAUUGACACCUGCCUCCCUCCUUCUCCUCUCCCUGCGGAGGAUGCUGAGGUCCUGGGGUCUCAGUGAGGAUUUCCCCCCAACUGUAGGACCUUCUCUGGGGACGUGUCCUGUGUGCAUUACUCUCCCUGGUUGUCUCUCUGACCUGUGCCCAUUCCCUGCAGCCCUCACCCCAUCUCCCUGCUCAACACCUGAGCCCGCUCCUAGGCCUCACCUCACAGGGCCCCUAGAUCACCAGGAGGUGACCCUGGUGAUACCCUUUCAUGUUCCACACCCUGUGCCCUUGGGUCCCUACUGGCCACCCUCCUUGACCCCCCCCCCCCCACCUGCCACCCUCCCAGGCUCCUCAGCUGCCCCUCCAGGGCCCCUCUUCCCUCACUGGUGGUGCUCCUCAGGAUUUGAGACAGCCUCCUUCCCAUCUCCUGUGUCCUUUACUUCUGGGACCCCUGCUCCCAGGGCUCAGUGUCCCAUCCCAGCAGAGAUGCCUAGCCCUGCCUCCCCACCUGAUGCUGUCUGCUAAGUCCCAGGCCCUGCACUGCAGCCCCUUGUCCUCAUCCCUGCCCCUGUGUCCUCCCCCAUCCUCUCCUCCCAGGGUCACAGCCCAGCUGCCCUUUCUGUAACACCUGGGAUCUGGUGAGAAAGAGCAGGAGCUCCCCUCCCACAGGAAGGAAUGCAGAAGUAAUUACAAUCACACAGUAAAUGUGCCUGUUUUGUUCAUGGGAGAGGUGGGAGCAGUUCACCUGAACCCAAGAAAAAUAUGGUAAGGUCACCUCUUGGUAUGGGACGACUUUUCUCUCCUUAUGUGCUCUUCCACCAUUCCCCCAGGUGACACAGCUCCCUGCUAUUCACCUGAAUUAGUAAUUCAAGCAGGACAAACUGAGUCUCAAAUGUCCCUUCCUCUCCGUCUCCCAGCUGAGCCUCAGAUUGCACUGGAAGCAGGUAGAUCCCCUGAGAACAGAGGAAAGCAGAGAGGCUUGUCAUCCCCAAACCUCUUCUUCCGCACAGGAGCCCGCAGGCAUGCACACACAGACACACACAGACACACACACACACACAUACACCACCUUCCAGCCACACAGCUGCAUGUACCUCAGGACGAGGGCUGUCCCACAGACACCUAGAUCACAGUGUCAGCAGGACUCUGAGUAUCUGAGGACAUGUCAACAUCUGGAAGGUGGCAGAGCAGGUCGGUGUCUGAAUCUGCAUACAUUUCUGAGCUCAGCUCCCUUCCCUGCAGGAUCCCUAGGGCUCCCCCUUGGUGCUGGCGGGGAGCAGUAAACUCCAUUUCUGGUCCGUGGGAGUAGUAACCACAGCGGGUGCUCACUGCCUCAGUAGCCACACCGCACACAGUCUGUGACAGAAGUGCCCCAACUUCAUGUUUGCAUGGUUCCUGUGUUCAGUUUAGACCAGACAGUAAGGGUGUGAGGAUGGAGGUGAGGGCUCGAAGCCACAGCACCUCCCACAGAGCCUCAGGGGCCCCCCCAGCACCCGGGCCCUGCCCCUGUCACCCAUUCUGUUGAGCUCCACUAGAUGACUCCCCAUCUCUGCAGAACACUCAAGACCCCGGUGCACUCCCCUCAACUGGGAGUACACACUUCUAAAUCUGUGUUCCAUUCCUGACUAGUGUGAGGGUGGGUCCCUUCCCUCCCUGUGGGCCUUCUGUCCUGCUGCCUUGCUGAACUCACAUAUUAGUCCAGGGAUUUUUCUGUAGAGUCCACGGGACUUUCUGUGCAGACAAACAUAUAAAUAGUGUCUAUGAUAAACACAAGUUUUCUCUUUACCAUUUUAAUCUAUAUUUUAUUUUAUUUCUUUUUCUUGUUAUUGCACUGCUCAGACUUGCAAGUGAAUGGUGAAAAGCAGUGGGGAGAGCAAACAGCCUUGCCUCCUUCCUAAUCUUAAGGGGAAAGCUUUCAGUUUUUCACCACUAUUAGCGAUAUUAACUUCAGGGAUUUUUGUCAAUAUGCUUUAUUAGAUUUAUCAGUUUCACUCUCUCUGCUCUUUUCUUUCUUAUUUCCUUUCUUCCACUUGCUCUGGGCUUAAUUUGCUCUUUUUUGUAGAUUCAUAAGGUAAAUGCUUAAAUUAUUAACUUCAAGCAUUUCUUCUUUUGCAACAUCCACCUGUCAUCAUAUAUAUUUCCCUAAAGCACUGGGUUAGCUUGUUUUCACUCAUUUUGAAUACUUGUAUUUUUAUAUCCAUUCACUCCAAAUAUUUAAAAUUUCCCUCGAGACUUCCUCUUUGAGUCAUGAGUUAUUAAGAAGUGAUUUGUUUAAUUUCUGCAUGUUUGCAAAUUUUCCUGUUAUUAAAUUCUACUCAAGAGGCACCUGCAUAGCUUAGUGGGUUCAAUGCCUGCCCUUGACCAAGGUCAUGAUCCUAGGGUCCUGGGAUUAAGCCUUGCGUCAGAAUCCCUGCUCGACAGGUGUCUGCUUCUCCCUUCCCCUUGCUCAUGCUCUCUUUCUCUAAUGAAUAAAAUAUUUACAAAAAUUUCUACUCUA
This is a messenger RNA of Canis lupus familiaris (dog), 4177 nucleotides long. Its product is annotated as SLAM family member 9-like. The transcript is spliced from 7 exons. Bases 152 to 1105 code for a protein of 317 amino acids. The record is from RefSeq and is a predicted model, not a curated record. Lineage: Eukaryota; Metazoa; Chordata; Mammalia; Carnivora; Canidae.